GGGCGGGCAGCCAGGGGCACUUCCGCUGGCCCAAGUGAUCUGCAUGUGGCGGCAGGGCUGCGCAGUGGAGCGGCCAGAGGGCAGGAUGACGAGUCAGACCCCUCUGCCCCAGUCCCCCCGGCCCAGGCGGCCGACGAUGUCUACUGUUGUGGAGCUGAACGUGGGGGGUGAGUUCCACACCACCACCCUGGGUACCCUGAGGAAAUUUCCGGGCUCAAAGCUGGCAGAGAUGUUCUCUAGCUUAGCCAAAGCCUCCACGGACGCGGAGGGCCGCUUCUUCAUCGACCGCCCCAGCACCUAUUUCAGACCCAUCCUGGACUACCUGCGCACUGGGCAAGUGCCCACACAGCACAUCCCUGAAGUGUACCGUGAGGCUCAGUACUACGAAAUCAAGCCUUUGGUCAAGCUGCUGGAGGACAUGCCACAGAUCUUUGGUGAGCAGGUGUCUCGGAAGCAGUUUUUGCUGCAAGUGCCAGGCUACAGCGAGAACCUGGAGCUCAUGGUGCGCCUGGCGCGUGCAGAGGCCAUAACAGCACGGAAAUCCAGCGUGCUUGUGUGCCUGGUGGAAACUGAGGAGCAGGAUGCAUAUUAUUCAGAGGUCCUGUGUUUUCUGCAGGAUAAGAAGAUGUUCAAGUCCGUUGUCAAGUUUGGGCCCUGGAAGGCGGUCCUAGACAGCAGCGACCUCAUGCACUGCCUGGAGAUGGACAUUAAGGCCCAGGGGUACAAAGUAUUCUCCAAGUUCUACCUGAUGUACCCCACCAAAAGAAACGAAUUCCAUUUUAAUAUUUAUUCGUUCACCUUCACCUGGUGGUGAUCCUCAGGAGCAGAGACUGUUGAAUUCUGGCAUGGCUUAUGAAAUUAAAAGUUGCCAUCAAAGCCAUUUUCUUUUAAUUUCACAAACAUCAGGCAAUUUCCAGGGUUGGUCUAGAGCCUUGCCACUAAAUAUUGAUCUCUCGUUGAAGGACUUUGCACUCCAUUGCAACUGACGCCACUAUAUUUGCCUAGCAACUUGCAGCUACUUCCUCUUCAAAGCGUCAUGUAUCUCCCAGACCCUUCUCUUGAAGUCCAAUAACAAAGCCAAGUAAGAAUGUUUCAACAAUGCAUUGGCAAGAGAUGUGAGAUGACAACAGGAACAUACAAGACACUGUGAAUCUAGAUGUUCUGACCUAAAGAUGUAGUCUACAUAGCCCCAGCUUGGGGUCCAAUCCAUCUAUCUCUGGCAUGUGCCUUCAUGUAGUAGGUGCUUUCCUGAUCUGCUUUGCGAGAUGCUGUGGGUGCUAAAACCUCAGAGCUGUCCUCUUCUCUAGAGUGGAGGUUUUCAAAGUGCAUCAUCAGCAUUACCUGUGAACUUGCUGGAAAUACAAAUCCUCAGGCCCCACCUCAGACCUACUGAAUCAGAAUCUCUGGGGGUUGGCACAGCAUUCUGAUUUACCAAACUCUCCAAGUGAUUUUGAUGUAUUCUAAUUUUGAGACCAUCUCUAGAAAAGAAUUGCUACCUCUUGUAUGGAGGUACAAAAGACUGACCUCUUACAUCAAGGAACUUCCUUUCCCAGAGCUCCUCAUGGAAUCAAGCUGAAGUCAGUCUUCUUCUGAGAGCACAUUCUUACUCAGUUUUUUUCCUCUGUCCUACGCUGCUUCCCUCACUCCCCUUCUCCUAAGAGCACUCCAUCAAUAAAUCACUUGCACGAGA
Pongo pygmaeus (Bornean orangutan) is the source of this 1690-nucleotide messenger RNA. It is a transcript of the gene KCTD14, whose product is annotated as potassium channel tetramerization domain containing 14. The record is from RefSeq and is a predicted model, not a curated record. Gene Ontology annotation, biological process: protein homooligomerization. Bases 44 to 814 code for a protein of 256 amino acids. Gene Ontology annotation, cellular component: respiratory chain complex I. The transcript is spliced from 2 exons. Lineage: Eukaryota; Metazoa; Chordata; Mammalia; Primates; Hominidae. Gene Ontology annotation, molecular function: protein binding.